AGCAUUCUCAUCAAUAAAUAAAAAAGAUAACUUUAAAUGUUUAUUAUAUAUAAUGAGGAGAGACAGUACCAUCCAAGUCAAAAAAUAUAUACUUCAUCAUCUAAAUCCUCCCCCUUUAUUCCUGAUCCUAUUUAAAGCAACAUCAAGAAGCUACAUACAUACAAUUGUUCAUCAGAAGCUUGUUCUUCAUUUCUCUGUGGCUUCCCAAUGGCUAGAAGAGAGGAUUUUGGUGACUGCAAGUUCUUGGAUUCUGGAUUCAUUUCAGAUGAAGAAUCUCAUGAUUCAUUGUUUUCUUCGGCGACCGAUCUCAUGGAGGAUGAUGUUUCUUCUUCUUCUUCUUCGGAUCAUCUCCUUGAUUUGUCAUUGCUCAUGGCAAAUCUUCCUAUCAAGAGAGGGCUAUCCCAAUUCUUCCAAGGAAAAUCAAAGUCUUUCAGUUGUUUAUCUGAGGUUAGCUGCAUUGAAGACCUUGCCAAAAAGAACAACCUUUAUAGCAAGAGGAGUAAGUAUUGCAAGAGAAAUGCUGAAGGAAUGUACAUGAAUCAGAAAUCAUAUUACGCUCCAAAUAUUUGUAGUAGAAUCAUAUCAAAGAAACCUUUGAUGUACUCUUCUGAUCCAGUGUUUGUAAUGAACAAAAGUAGUAAUCUUUUUUGCAGUAAGAAAUAAGCUCCAAUUUCAUGGAAAAAGAUGUAGAAUGAUUGAUUUAUAAAAAUGAAAAAGAGAGAGAAAAGGAGGGCGAUGUAGUUGACUUGUAAUUUAUUUUUUGUAUGAUGAGUUUUGGAUGAAAUACUUCAAAUGA
Messenger RNA from Dendrobium catenatum, 796 nucleotides. RefSeq lists its product as uncharacterized. The record is from RefSeq and is a predicted model, not a curated record. The transcript is spliced from 2 exons. Lineage: Eukaryota; Viridiplantae; Streptophyta; Magnoliopsida; Asparagales; Orchidaceae. Bases 208 to 663 code for a protein of 151 amino acids.